This is a messenger RNA of Schistocerca gregaria, 972 nucleotides long. RefSeq lists its product as uncharacterized. The transcript has a single exon. Gene Ontology annotation, cellular component: membrane. Bases 1 to 972 code for a protein of 323 amino acids. Lineage: Eukaryota; Metazoa; Arthropoda; Insecta; Orthoptera; Acrididae. The record is from RefSeq and is a predicted model, not a curated record.
AUGGAAUGCGCCGCGACUUCCUGGAGUCGUCAGGCGUCGAUGCUGUCGAGCCUUUGGAGCGACUUCAGCCACAGCUCUUUGCAGUUGGGCGAGUUGCUCAUCAAUAGCGACCCGUUUAUAAGCAACUGCCUAAUUUUUGUUUUCUUGAGUCUGACCAGCUUUGUGUUGGGCGAAAUCACCGACAACUACUCCCAGGUAGACCGUCUCUGGUCGAUCGCACCUGUAAUGUAUGCUUUUAACUACGCUGUUCGCCCGAUGUGGAAAGGCGACCUUCAGUGGAACAAACGACUAAUUGUCAUGUUUCUCCUGGUCUUAGCUUGGGGAACUCGCCUGACCUUCAACUUUGCGAGGAAGGGCGGCUACUCCCUCUCAACUGAAGACUAUCGCUGGGACUACGUUAGAAGCUUCGCCUGGCUCCGACGCCGUCUGGCUCGCACCUGCUUCAACCUUUUCUUCGUCUCUGUCUUUCAACACUUCCUCCUGAUGGCAAUCACCUUUCCCUUCGACGUAGCCUACCGGUCCACUCCAGAGCCCUUCAACCUCGUAGACCACCUCGCCAGCGGCCUGUUCAUUUGCUUUCUAACCGCGGAAUACGUCGCGGACGAUCAACAAUGGCAGUUCCAGUCCGUCAAAUUGAACCCUAGACGAAAAAACGCUAAGCACACGAACGUGUUCGGCGCCGACUUAUCCAACGGAUUCCUCACGCACGGCCUGUUCCGCUACUCUCGACAUCCGAACUGCUUCUCAGAAAUCUGUAUCUGGUGGACCGUCUACCUGUAUUCCGUCGCCGUCACAAAAACGCUCAUCAACUGGAGUAUCAUCGGCGCACUCACGGCCAACUCCCUCAUCUACGCCGCUACCUUCGUCACCGAACGCAUCAGCUGCUCGAAAUACCCGCACUACCAACAGUACAUCCAAGACACCUCGAGACUUGUUCCGUGGCUGCCAAGAAAAAAUUCUAAAAAAAGUUGA